Molecule: messenger RNA, 1086 nt
Organism: Aspergillus ibericus CBS 121593
Lineage: Eukaryota; Fungi; Ascomycota; Eurotiomycetes; Eurotiales; Aspergillaceae
Exons: 1
Coding region: 11-1027 (338 amino acids)
Biological process (GO): protein phosphorylation
Molecular function (GO): ATP binding; protein kinase activity
Source: RefSeq, a predicted model, not a curated record
CGCUUCCACCAUGGAACCUUAUCACUACAAGUCAUUCCCAUACUGCAUGAAUCAUACCAUGACUGUCCAGUCACACAAUCCUCCGCCCCCACUACCCAAAAGUGAGCUCCAUCGACGCACUCUGCCUACAUACGAUGUUGAGUUGCCGUCUCCCACCGAAUUAUGUCUCCAGAACCCACCCCUGUCAGGCUCCGACGGUAGCGACUUCAUCUCCAUCAAGUUGCUUGGGACACUCCAAGUUGGCGAACACAAGCGAUCCCAGAUCUAUAUCGUCCGAUGUGUGGACAGCUCCACGUCUUCGGGUCCCCCCAGGGAUCAGGACCUGGUCGCCAAAUUCUACGACCCCUGGUUUCAAGACCUGAGGGAUGAUGACCAUUUCUCGGGAGCCGAUUGUGAUUAUACGCACGAGUGCGCCGCAUACCUGCGUCUCUCCGACCUCCAGGGCACCGUGCUUCCCAAGUUCUUCGGAUCCUACACCCUGCGAAUCCAGGUUGGGGAACAAUGUCGUCUGGUUCGACUCAUCUUGCUCGAGCACAUCGACGGUCCAUCCAUGGAUAAACUGCAGCCCGAGACCUUCACCACCGAAGAGCGGCAGGAGAUUGUCCAACAAAUUGUGGAUGGGGAGUGCGCGAUCUAUGACAACAUGGUUCGCCACGAAGACAUGCACCCACGGAAUAUGGUACUCACCCGAAGCGGCUCCGGAAGAUUGCGAGUUGUGGUCAUCGAUCUGGGAAAGUCCACUCUCGGACGAUCCAGAAACCCUGCCAUUCCCGAGCUGGAGAAGGAAUAUUUUCCGGGCGUGGCGAUCAGCCCUCUUCUCAGAUGGAACAUCCAUUACCGUUAUCCGGAUCAGUAUGCAGAAUGGAUUGACUGGCCAUGGCAACCCUGGCUUGAGGCUCAGUACAAGCACACAGAGGACACAAUCACCGACGCCCAACGAGAGAAGUGGCCAGUCUAUGACUGGCUGCGGAAGGAUGAUAAGGAUGAUAAUGAGGAUGAUUCUGAGGAUACUUCUUCUCCUGAAUGAUGGAAGUCGUCGUGGACACCGAUGAUACGGAUGGCCUUACUAUUUAGACCCAGUCCCUG